UUUGGAAAAACUAGAAGAGCGAUAAAGCACAGAAUUGGUUCUCAUCCUGAAAUUUAUCAACUUAAUUUUCAGGUAAAAGUUCGAUCUUUCAAGUUUUAAUUUUUUCUUAAUUGAGUAAAGCUACUGUUAAAGAAGUAUAGAUACGGAGUGUGUGUUUAUACAGACGCAUGUAUGCAUAAACAGUCAACUAUAGUGUUUGGAGAGAUUGCAACUCUUCAGAAUCAGCCCUAAUGGCUGUAAAACUCUCAGCUUCAAACCUUUCUAAGAAAAUUCCGGUAUGGGUUUAUCAAAGUCUCUGUCUUUCUUCCCUUUCAUGUGCAAAUAGUGUCCAAAUUCCCCGAGAAAUCGAUAGAAAUUUGCCCAAUGUUUCUGAGUUUGUAACAAAGAUUCAAGUUUUGAGGAAUAAACUUCUCCCGGAUACCUUAAUCAAUGUUAUUGAUUCCACCGCUGAUUUGGAAUCUUCGUUGAAGCUGUUCAAAUGGGCAUCCCUUCAAAAGGGGUUUCGCCACACUGCUGAUACAUAUUAUAGGAUAAUCUUGAAAUUGGGUGUGGCAGGAAAGAUAGAGGAAGUUGAGGGGUUUUGUAAUGAGUUGAUGAGGGAAAAAUGCCCAGGUUUCGAAGAAGCUCUUGUGGCUUUGAUAGAUGCUUUUGUUAGGAACCAUAGGCUUAGUGAGGCUUUAUGUAUAGUUUCUUGUUUACAUUUCUGUGGUUCUAAGCCAUCUAUUAGUGUAUAUAAUCAGUUACUGGAUGCACUUGUCAAGGCAAAGAAAGAUUUUAAGGAUGUAGUAUAUGUAUAUAAAGAGAUGGUGAAAGCUGGAAUUGUACCAAACACUGAUACACUAAAUUAUUUGUUGGAUGCUUUGUUGGAGGCUGAUCGGGUUGAUUUGAUGUUGGAUCAGUACAGAAGGAUGGAUAGCAAAGGGUGUAAACCUAAUAGUAGAACUUUUGAGAUAAUCUUAAGUGGACUUGUUGCCCGGGAUAGAGUUGGUGAAUCACUUGUCGUUUUAGAUCAAAUGUUUAAAUCUGGAUGUGAACCUGAUUUGAGUUUUUAUACCUCUAUAUUGCCUGUAUUUUGUGAAAUGAAUGAAUUAGAGGUAGCGAGGAGGCUGUUUGCAAUGAUGAGAUCUUCGAAGAUAUCUCCAAAUUCAUCGAUCUAUGAGUCUAUGAUACGGUGUUUGUGCGAGAAUUUUCUCAUGGAUGAUGCGGUGCAACUUGUGGAAGAGAUGAUUUGUAGUCAUCUCGUGCCUAAUGAGUGUGUUCUUGCAAGUAUAAUUGACGGGUUAUGUGAAAUGAACAAGUUGGGAGAAGCUAAGAAGUUUUUGGAAGAUUUUAAUGUUGUGAGUGCUUCUCCUUAUAAUGUUCUUCUUGAAGCAUAUGUCGAUGGCGGUGAUUUUCUUGUUGCAAAAGAUCUGUUCGGUGAAAUGUUUGAGAAGGAUGCAACAGAUGUAUGGUCUUGGAAUAUCCUUAUUAGAUACUUAUGUGAAAAUGAGAGGAUGAAUGAUGCGCUGAAAUAUCUUGGUAAGAUGAUUGUUUCUUCGGCUACCCCGGAUGCUGCUACUUAUUCGGCUCUUAUCAUCGGCAAAUGCUUAUCCGAUGCAUAUGAGGAUGCCUUGACAUUGUUCCGAAAAGUCUGGGCCGAAUCAUGGGUUCUAGAUCACGAGUCAUACAGUCAACUUGUUGAGUCUCUAUGCCGAUGGAAGAGGGGCCAAGAAGCUGUGGAAGUGUUUUCCCUAAUGUCUAGUAAGAGGCGUGCUCUCAAGUCUAUAUCGUUUGAUAUGCUUAUGAAGGGCACUUGCGAUUGUGGAAACACUGCUCGGGCAAUUAAAUUACUAUCGUUGGCUUAUUACUCUGGAACGCCCCCUUCGACUGCCACUUACAACAGCAUUAUUCGAGGCCUCUCUAAACAAAGCAAGGUAGAUCAUCUCCUUGUAAUGCUUGCUAGAAUGACCGUAGAAGGUUGCACUCUGGACAAGGAAACGUAUUGCACGCUAAUAGAGAGCAUGGGCUCGCUAGGUCGUUCAGAAGAUUGCCUUCGAUUACUGAACUCGAUGUUCAAUGAGGGUUUAUCACCGAAUUCCGGAACACUUGCUAAUCUGCUCUCGUACUUGACGAAAAACUCUCAAUUGCACAUGAUUUUGCCUGUAGUGGAUAAACUCGUUUCCAAAUUCGGUAUGUGUGAUUCGUCAGCGUAUAACGUGUUGAUUAGAAGCCUUUGGAGAGGGGGAUAUCGAAGCAAGGCGGGCCAAUUGCUGGACUUGAUGUUGGAAAAGGGUUGGGUUCCUGAUGCUGGUACUCAUGCUGUGUUAAUGGGUUCUGUUGACAAAGAUGAGAAAGAUACUGAAAUAUGUGUCUGUGAAGAUAAAGUUAUCAGCAUACUUGCAGAAGGAUUAGCAGAAUUCUGAACCUAACGGGGAUAAUAUUGCCCCUAAUACAAGUAGAAGAAGCUAUUUAUAGGUUUCUGUUCUUUUAGAAUGCAGAUUACGGGCUUGUUUGGCAAUCAACGGUUAGAAUGCAGAUUACUUCGACUCAAAAUCAUCUUAUUUUAUCUUGUUCUUCCAUUUGGCAAGUAAUUUAAAGUAAAUUUUAGUCAUUUGUGAUAUGGAAAGACAAUUGCUAUUCUAAAGUAUCUCCUGCAAAACGUUCUGUGGAAUAAUAAAACACGAAACUGCCGAA
This is a messenger RNA of Ipomoea triloba (trilobed morning glory), 2673 nucleotides long. RefSeq names its product pentatricopeptide repeat-containing protein At5g16640, mitochondrial-like. The record is from RefSeq and is a predicted model, not a curated record. Bases 231 to 2402 code for a protein of 723 amino acids. Lineage: Eukaryota; Viridiplantae; Streptophyta; Magnoliopsida; Solanales; Convolvulaceae. Gene Ontology annotation, molecular function: protein binding. The transcript has a single exon.